ACGGGAGCUAAUAGGAGGGUAAACAUCCCUGGGGUGGUGUGAUAUACAGGGACACGGGAUAUAUACACCUGAGGGGUGUGAUAUACAGGGGCACGGGAGAUAUACACCUGAGGGGUGUGAUAUACAGGGGCACGGGAGAUAUACACCUGAGGGGUGUGAUAUACAGGGACACGGGAGAUAUACACCUGAGGGGUGUGAUAUACAAGGACACGGGAGAUAUACACCUGAGGGGUAGAAUAUAUGGGGUUUUUAUUGACAUGCAGUAGGUAUUUACCGCUUGUGAUGAGCACAUGCAGUAGUUAGAUACCCCCUGGGAGGGUAGAUCUAGGCAUGAAGUAGUUAUUCCCCAGCUGGGUCUGUGAGAAGGACACGCGGAGGCGCUGGCUCCCGGGAAGCACUAUGAAUAUUGACGUGGAGUUUCACAUCAGGCAGAACUACCCAUGGGCCAAGCUCCCCGCCAACGUGAGACAGAGCCUGGGCAACUCCCAGAAAGAAUACGAGAAGCAUGUAGUACUGUACAGUAUCCGGAACCAGCUGAGGUACCGGGUUAAUUUAGUGAAACAUGUGAAGCGAGACGAGCGGAAAUACUACGAGGAGCUGUUAAAAUACAGCCGGGAUCAUCUCAUGCUCUACCCGUACCACCUGUCCGACAUCAUGGUCAAGGGGCUUCGCAUAACGCCUUUCUCCUACUAUAUAGGAAUAAUGGAGGAUAUCAUGAACAGUGAAAAAAGUUAUGACUCCUUGCCAAACUUUACUGCUGCUGACUGUCUAAGGCUUCUUGGUAUUGGAAGAAACCAAUACAUCGACCUAAUGAACCAGUGCAGAUCUUCAAAAAAAUUCUUUAGAAGGAAAACUGCCCGUGAUCUGCUUCCCGUAAAGCCAGUAGAGAUCACCAUUGAGCCGUGGUGGGUGGUGCAGGCCGGUUACAUCACCGAGGAUGAUAUCAAGAUGUGUAGCACAGCAGAGAAACAAGCUAUUGAUAAAAUCAUCGACUCGGGCCCACAGCUUGCAGGCACUCUGGAGUACGUCGUCGUCCACAGCCUUUAUAACAAAGGAUUCAUUUACCUUGAUGUUCCAAUCUCGGAUGAUAGCUGCAUUGCAGUGCCUCCCCUUGAAGGAUUUGUGAUGAACAGACUACAAGGCGACUACUUUGAAACUCUUCUGUACAAGAUAUUUGUUUCCAUUGACGAGCAUACAAACGUGGCGGAGCUUGCGAACGUUCUGGAGAUUGAUUUGUCGUUAGUAAAGAACGCCGUUUCCAUGUACUGUCGCUUGGGUUUUGCCCUUAAAAAGGGGCAAGUCAUAAAUCCGGAUCAGCUGCACCCGUCCUGGAGGAGUGCGUCAUCUGUCAAUAGGAUAAAAAGCACAUUGGAUCCUCAGAAGAUGUUGCUUUCGUGGGAGAGCACGGAAAGCAAGAGUCCUGUCCAGGAUCUGCUCUCCUCCGCGACAGACACGGAUACAAACAGCCAAGAUGACGCAGCCGAAACUUCCAGCGUCAGCAGCCUGAAUUUAUCCGGUGGACAUACAAAAAGAAUCGCUUUCCUCUUCGAUUCGACGCUCACCGCCUUUCUAAUGAUGGGGAACCUGUCGCCGAACCUAAAGAGUCACGCGGUCACCAUGUUCGAAGUUGGCAAACUUUCCGAUGAGAGCCUGGACAGCUUUCUCGUGGAGCUCGAGAAGGUACAGAGCACCGGCGAGGGGGAAGCCCAGAGGUACUUCGAUCACGCUCUGACGUUGAGAAACACGAUACUCUUCCUCCGGCACAACAAGGAUCUUGUUGCUCAACCAGAACAAGGGAUCGCAGGUUUGCCUUUGGACCUCCUGCGAUGCGAGAGCCUUUUGGGUUUGGACCCCGCAACAUGCAGUCGCGUUUUAAACAAGAACUACUCGCUACUUGUAUCCAUGGCACCUCUGACCAACGAGAUCCGACCUAUUAGCAGUUGCACCCCACAGCAUAUCGGACCGGCGAUCCCUGAAGUUAGCUCCAUAUGGUUUAAGCUCUAUAUCUAUCAUGUAUGUGGACAAGGACCACCCUCGCUCCUGCUAUCCAAAGGGUCCAGACUCAGGAAACUACCGGACAUUUUUCAGGCGUAUGACCGGUUGCUGAUAACGUCGUGGGGACACGAUCCAGGAGUGGUUCCAACGUCAAACGUGUUAGUAAUGUUGAACGACGCUUUAACCCAUUCAGCCGUGCUUAUUCAGGGUCACGGCAUGUAUGGGAUGGGAGAGACGGUGCACGUGCCGUUCCCGUUUGACGAAGUAGAACUGCAAGGAGAAUUCUCCAACUCCAAUAUGGGCGUUCACAAAGCCUUAAAAACCCUGCGAGAGAAGAUGGAUUUGGAGCAUUUCUGUGGAUACGUCACAAUGUUAAACCCAGCCAGCCGGCUAGCGAGCCAGAGACGACUGAGCGACACCUCGGAUGGUAAAGAUGAACUAUACGUAGCGCUGCAUUCGGACGUCCAUGGCAGCACCGAAUCCUUUGAGCUUGUGGUAGAAGAAACCUCCGUCGAUCCCGCGGUAAAGUCUAGCGAAGUGUCAACGGUAGAAAAAGACUGGGUGCCGUUGGAUCUCUGCUAUGGAAUUCCGCUGUUUGGUUCGGAACUUAACCGGACGGUUUGCAAGAAAAUUUCUGCCCACGGACUUUGUGGGAAAGAGAGCCUCCAGAAUCUCCUCCACUCCAGUCGGAAGCUUUCUCUGCAGGUUCUCAAUUUCGUUCAGUCAUUCCAGGACCCCAGCGUAACCGUAGAUCAUGCCGCCGAGUCGAAUGCAUCGAGCGCGCUGACACAGUGUAGCCCGGCGGACGUCGGGGUUCCGCUUCCCUCCAAGAACCUGAUUUUCCAAGACGGGGUCCUUUCUGAAUGGAACGGCCGCGCUCGCGUCUCCAAACACAACGCGUACAUACUUGGGGGCCCGGCCUGAGCGCGGCUUUAGCGUUGUGCGGUUUAGUUGUCAUAGCUGUAGUUUUGCUGUAAUUUUUUAUGUCUGUAUGGUAAGUCGUGUGAUUCUAAAACCUGUGGCUGAUCGCUCUGCGUCUCCCUACAUUCCCAGCAAGGCUUUAGCGCUCUUGAGAACUGGAUUUAUCCGCUAGA
Spea bombifrons (plains spadefoot toad) is the source of this 3089-nucleotide messenger RNA. It is a transcript of the gene FAM91A1, whose product is annotated as family with sequence similarity 91 member A1. Gene Ontology annotation, biological process: intracellular protein transport. Gene Ontology annotation, cellular component: cytoplasmic vesicle; trans-Golgi network. The coding region runs from base 400 to 2919 and encodes 839 amino acids. The record is from RefSeq and is a predicted model, not a curated record. The transcript is spliced from 24 exons. Lineage: Eukaryota; Metazoa; Chordata; Amphibia; Anura; Pelobatidae.